UUGUAGGGUCGAAAAUGUGGUUAUUGUGGCUAUUUUCUUCCACAAGAAUACAAUUUGCUCAAUCAUUCGUGCUUUCAACCAUUUACUGAAGGCGUGGAUACGUUGGUAGUAGAUGAUAAUUUCGUAGUCACUGUCUUGUCAGCACCAGAAGAGCACUAUAAUAAUACUUUGCUCUUGGCGGCAUCAAAUAGUGAGCAACAGCCUAUAAGUAAUGACAAUGCAGAUGAGCAGCAAAUUAGCUAUGACGAACUGCUUAUUACUUGUGUGGCUCAGAAGCCAGCAUUAUUCGAUCAUCGAAUUCCUGCAAACGAGAGAAGCAAUUUAAAAAAAAAAGCAUUAUGGCAAGAAGUGUCCAACCUAAUGGGAGGAGUUUUAAGUGCAAUCGAAGCAAAGGAUAGAUGGAGAUAUCUCCGAGACUGCUAUUCGAAGGCAAAAAAGAAAGAAAACGAGUAUAUACCAAGUGGGUCUGGUGCAGAACAGCUUUUAAAAAGAAAGAAUCCAUUUCGAUUUAAUCAAAAGAUGUCGUUUCUCGACGACGUGAUGUUAGGAAAGUCUCCUUUUAGGACGUGUAGCAGUCUCACUAUCAAUACAGCAAAUACUGAUAAGGAAACCAGAAAUAUUGCAACAAAUGAGCCUGCAAAAUUAGUGCCAGUUCCAUUAGACAGCAGAGGAUCUAACGAAUCAGACUGUUCAGAAGAUGCAAUUAUCUGUAACUCUGUCAAGAAAAAGAAGUUAGAUAAGUCCAAAAACGACCAUGACUUUCACGAUAGCGUCAUUGCAGCACUACGCGAUCCGAUUAAGGAAACUGAUGCAGUUGAUGGUUUUUUAAUAACACUGGGCGAAGGACUACGAAAACUGCCCUACAAAGAGCGAUCUGUAAUGCAGAUAAAAUUUCUGUCGCUGAUUAUGGAAAAGCAAGAGCAGCUGGAAUAUCUUUAAGUUCUAUUACGCGCGUUCCAUUCGUCGUUUCCGCGAGAGGGAGAGUAUUUACGUGGUAAAUCAAUAC
Messenger RNA from Pseudomyrmex gracilis, 1006 nucleotides. RefSeq lists its product as uncharacterized. Lineage: Eukaryota; Metazoa; Arthropoda; Insecta; Hymenoptera; Formicidae. Bases 361 to 939 code for a protein of 192 amino acids. Gene Ontology annotation, molecular function: DNA binding. The record is from RefSeq and is a predicted model, not a curated record. The transcript has 5 exons.